AUGCCUCUGCCACCGCUCAGAGACCAGCCCCAUGCCAACACAGAGCCGUCCACGCCGCUACGAACACGAGCCCCCACAAAUACAUCUAUCUCGGUGCCCCUGAGCGUAAGGUCCCGGCUCAGUUUUGUAAACCUACCGCCAGAUGAUUUGUCUCUGGUAGUAAGCCGGCAGAGCUCGAGCUGGCUACGUAGACCAACCAAGGAUACCACUUUGCAGAAACUGAAACGCCUGGGUCUUCAUUCUCACAACAGCUCGGUGCUCCUGUCACGAAGGACGUCACGACCAAACUCGAAAACGGGCUCCGAGGUAUCGACUCCCCGCUCUCGUCGCUUAAGUGACCAUCUAACUGUGAGACGUAAAAGACGCUCUUCUACCGGUACCACCUACGUCUCCGGAUACCACGGACCCAUUACUAAGGACUUUUUACGUGCAUUUUCCAGGGCACUAGUACAUGACCAGCGAGAAACUUUUCAGGAUUACGAAAGUGAGAGGGUAUUUCAGGCUCUAGACCACGAGCAUCGGCUUCAAUCACACAGUCCUCAAGACCAUACCAACUACAGCGAAUUCGAUCACUCUCUACCGCUACCUUCUGAUGAUGCCAUGAGAUCGCCUCCUCAAGCAACAGUGAAUGUGAGCUCCUCGCCGGUGGGUACCCCGAGAAUUGAAGCACAGAAAGAAGAAAAGAGGCCUGCUUUUAAAUCAUAUCUAGAGCGUAUUUUAGAAAGCAGAAGGCAUGCCUCCAUAUUUGAUCAAGACACCGCUCAUGUUGAACAUGAGGACGAGGACAUUGAGGGCGUUCACGAUAUCAUCACAACAUCUAAGUUCGUGAUAGAGAACACAAUUCAAGGUCUUCCUGAAUUCUCCGACGACAAAGAAUCCUACAAGGAGUUGGAUAUUCGACUCGCCGAGCCGCUUGUGGUGGAUUCCAACGCCAUUCGCAGCGAGUCUGAAGAAUCGAGCGAGGGAGAUUACAAGGUUCCAGAGUUGACUCGACCCAAGCGAACUCAUCGGUCAUCCAUGGAUCUCCAGAAGACUCCAGAGUACGAAACAUUUGACUACGAAGACGCAAAAGGAUUCGAUGAAUCUCAAUUAGAUUCCAUGCUGAGAGUGCCCGAAAACUAUGACUCCCCACCUACAGCGGUUGGGGUAGACGAUGAUCUCGACAAUGCACCACAUCAUCCUUCUUCAGAUCUAGGUCUCAUCCUGGGUCACUUCACGAUUGAUAACGAAGAUCUCGAAGAUUUACAUGCGUUUCAAUUGCAACCUGGACUACUGCUCAGUGACAACGAAGAAUCGCUCCGACGUCUGGAGGACCAACAAGCUAAAUCACAAACUAGACGAAUUUCUAAUCUCAGUGGAGUGAAGCGAUCUCGCUCAACAAGUACACUUCCGAUCCCAAAAAACUUGAUCAAAGGCGCAGUCAAUUCUGUGAAUCAUCUCUCACCAACCAGCAAGCGACCCAAGAAUACUCGUCUUUCUCCAUCUCUAUUGCAAACGGUUUUGAAGUGCUCCAAUGAUUUCUUAGGGCAAGUUUUGCUGACACUUGAGGCGUACGCCGAGCACAGAGGUGCUGAUAGUAUUGGUAUUCAAGAUGCUGUUCUAUAUUUGAAUCGAGUGAAGACUCCUCUCGCCUCAUCAGAGAUGGAGAGGGUGGCGAAGCUUGCUCAUAAUCUCUUCCCCUUAGAGACGCUCGUCUCCUUGGAUAAUAAUUUACAGCAAUCAACCUUAAGAAAAUUCAAACAAAUGAAAAUGAAAGAAGAAAUUAACGAGAUGGAUGUUGUUGAGAAGCAAGAGUCUUUCUUGAAGGGCGCACGUACACGAGAAACAUCCUCCUAUUCGACUCUCUCCAUCGACGACGAUACUAAUGACUAA
Molecule: messenger RNA, 1872 nt
Organism: Candidozyma auris
Lineage: Eukaryota; Fungi; Ascomycota; Pichiomycetes; Serinales; Metschnikowiaceae
Exons: 1
Coding region: 1-1872 (623 amino acids)
Molecular function (GO): protein heterodimerization activity
Source: RefSeq, a predicted model, not a curated record